CCGAGUGGCCUGUGCAGAAGGCCGGGGGUUAGACCGAGCAAAUGGAGCAACGCAAAUGAAUCUCGAAAAAAAAAAAACCCAGCAGAGAAUCACAACCACAGCGGCGUUUCGGGAAUGUAAUUCCUCCUGUCUUUUGUCUUCCUCGUCCCUCCUCAUUUCCUUCAUGUCUCCUCGCCGGAGUGAAGGUCGAGAUCAGGCGAUAUAGUCAUGGACGACGGUGUGAAGCGGCGAGGAAGAUCUGCAGUAAGCAAUCAACUCUACUUAAUGCAAGGAAAGUGGUUUUGACAUCACGCCAGUCUACGCCACCGGGACAUCUGAGUCAACGCCUGGCUCUGACAGACGUACACAUGGGUUACACAUUCUAUAUGUGACCAGGAUAUUUAAAAAACAUUUUUAAAAAGGCUUGUCCAGAACCAGCACACACCCGGACUGAGCUUUGAUACAGAGCUUUGAUACAGAAAUCACUGGCAGUCAUGUCUCUCUCUACGGUGCUAGCAAAGGCGUUAUAUGAUAAUGCGGCUGAGAGUCCGGAGGAGCUGGCUUUCCGGAAAGGUGACAUCUUGAUGGUGCUGGAGCAGGAGCAAGAUGGUGGGCCGGGGUGGUGGCUCUGCUCCCUCCACGGGCGCCAAGGCAUCGCCCCUGCUAACCGCUUACGGCUCCUCCAGACAGCACCGGAUGCCCCCCGUGCCCCCAGUGUGGACUCAGUUUAUCUCUUUCCAGUUCAGCAGGGACACAUUAAUGGGCAUCGCCUGGAAGAUGGGGACGGAGUGUAUCUCUCUCCUCCAAGCCUAGCUGAAGGGGUGUACCAGAGUCCUGCAGGGGCAUCAGGAUCUGGUAGUCGUCCACGCUCCCACUCCAGCUCUGGUGCUAGGCCACGGCCAGAAUGGGCAGAUAUAGGAGUUGAAGGACGUCCACGCUCACCUUCCCUUAGAGGACGGACAGGAGAAGCGGGUUCAGUAUAUCAGACUCCUGCCACUACAGCACCACUAGGGGCACCUUACAGAUCGCAGGGUAAUUCAGUGUACCUGUCACCCAGUGCUGUGCCCAGAUCUACCGUUGAAACAGGAAGCGAGGCUGCUUAUCUGAGCCCAAGAGAUUCAAGCAUCACAGGCCAUUCAGAUGCCUGUUAUUUGGUUCCUCGGCCAACCGUUGCAGCUUUACCAGGUGAGGAUUUUUAUCAAACUCCGGUUAACAUGGCUUCAGUGCCAGUGCUUCAAGACGGAGUAACCAGUCAAGUUAAAACAGGUCAGGAACUUCCAGGAAUGUACCAGACCCCGAGUGCACCAGGGACAGCCAUAACUAGGACUCCACAAGCCGAGCGCAAGCUAUCUGCUGGGUCUGUUGUGGUAUCGGUUGCCUUGGGACAAAAUGUAAACACACCCCCAACAAGCAGGUCAUCUGCCAGAGCACAGGGUCAGUGUGCCACUCCCCCGGUGGGUCGUGAAAAAACAUCACAGGUUUCCGUAAAAGGAUCCCCCCUUCUUGUGAGGACUGCGAAAUGCGGGCUGCCAGGGUCUCCUAAUUUUGGACGUAAGCCUCCUCCACCAGCGCCGCCGGUUAGAAGUGUGACCCGGAAGGAUUUACCACAGGGGCAGGCGCCAUCACCGGCUGCAAAACCCACUAUGCAGGCAGGUCCUCCUACGGAGACUGCUAAAGAGGGGGGAAAACAACGACAGAUAAGUAAAGAUGGUGGGAAGAAGAAGGACAUAAAGAUGAUAAAGACGGAGUGCACACUUUCUGAUGAUGGAACACAUGUUGAUCAGGUGUAUGACACUCCUCCUACAAACAGAUGGCAGCAGCCAGUCCCCGCACUAUCUGCCGAGGAAAGCGAGAGCAUCUAUAACACCCCUCGUGCUGUCCCUUUACACAAUGAACAGGGAUCAGAGAUUUAUGAUGUUCCCACCCAUGCCCUGAAUCCACCCUCAGACCUUGAGAUGGAGACCUACAAUGUCCCGGCAUCACUUCCACUAAGCGAAGACAUAGAAGAAGACGUUUACAGUGUCCCCAGUCUUCCAGGUCUGCCUUUAGACUCUGGUGAAAUGCCAAUGGAAGCAAGGGGAAACGCUGAGGUUUACUCUAUUCCAAGUCCUGGAAAGUCGGAACUGGCAUCCGAGGAUUUCUCUGAAGCAGAUGGAGGCAUUUAUGACAUGCCCGCUCUCACAGUGGACAUUCCUGCAUGCCGUCUUUCUGCAUCCAGCACCGGGUCGGGUGACAUCCAGUGGAAAAGCUCUCUCUCGUCUCUCGUACAGUCAGCUCUAAGCUCUGCCUCAGUCGCCGCCACACCUUCACGGGACCUGGCCGCAUCACUGGCCGAGAUCUUGUCAGUAUGGAAAGCAGGUCACUCUGGCGAUAUCCCGCCUUCUCUUCAGCAGGCAUGGUCUCGUCUUGCAGACCUUGUUCCUGCACUGUCGGUGUGUGGUGCAUCCCCUCCGGCUGACAGUCUGCUCACAAUGGUCCGCCGAGCUCUCGAGGACUCCUCCACCAUUUUGCAGAGCCAAACAAGACCGCGUCUGCCCUCUCAGGAGUCUCUCUCACGGAGGCCACUUCCUGCGUUGCCGGUUGCAGAGGUGAAGCCCAUGUCAGGAGGAAUGGGGUCUCGCAAGGGUAGCUGGAUCCAGGAGCGCCCGCUCCCUCCUCCUCCUGUUCCUGCAUUUCCGUUGCCUCCAGCGCCUGCAUCACUUUCCCUUGCUGGAGAGAUGAGUGAGGACGAGCAAGGGAACGAGUAUGCAGGGAUCGGGCUAACUCCUGCACCUCCAGUGUACCCUGCAGGAGACAGCGUAGGAUACGUCAAGCUGCAGGGAAAGCCUGAGCCGCCUCCUGACUCACAGGCUGAAACUGGCACUUCGCAGGUCAUCUCUACAAAUGAAACGAGAUUGAGCCCCUCUUCUCCUCUUCCCCUCUCUCUGUCUCUCGAGGACUCCGAGCUGCUGGCCUUCUACUCGUCCCAAAGCCUGUCGCACCUCUCCUGCCUGGCUGACGCCAUCGACUCCCUGUUCGGUAGCGUGCAGGGGAACCAGCCGCCGCGGAUCUUUGUUUCCAGAGGGAAGAGUCUCAUUGUGACGGCGCAUAAGCUUGUUUUCAUCGGGGACACGCUUGCUCGUCUUCUCAGCUCCACUGACCUCAGGGCAAAGGUCACCACUUCCAGUGGACGUCUGUGUCAGGCCCUGAAGUCCGUAGUAGUUGCCACCAAAGAUGCAGCUCAGAAUUACCCCUCAGUCCAGGCUACGCAGGAAAUGGUGGACAGAGUAGCUGAGCUAUCCCAGCAUGCCGCUGGAUUCUCUGGGCUCCUUCAACGAUUAGCAGAAAUGUCUUGAUGUCUUCUCUUUUUUUUAUUAUUAUUAUUAUUCAUGACAAUGCCUUUUUUCAUGACAAUGCCUUAUUUGUAGUGCAUUAUUUUUACUUUUUUUGUUUGUAUGCAGAAGGGUAUCAUGAUUGUGUCUGAGUCAUCACACCAGUACUUGGUGAAGAGUUAAACUGUGCCUCGAGAAGGUUUAUGUGCGAUUGUGUGUGUGUGUGUGUGUGUGUAAGUGGGAAUGUACCAUGUGAUUUAUUUGUCUUUUUUGUGCCUAGCACAAAUCUCUGUGUCUUAAUAACUUAUUGAUGGGUGUUUGUUUUGGUGUGAGGAUGUAUGUUGCACGUUUUUGUAGUGGCUUAUUUUUUGUAUCGGUUUGAUUUACUGGGUAACUUUUGGUUAUGUCAGGUGCAGAUCUUUUCUUUUACACAUGUAAAAAAAAAAGGCUACCAGGGAUUUUUUUUUCUGUUUUUAUAUGUAGUCUCAGUUUUUAACCGCUUCAGUUUGUGUCUUAAAUCUCAUGGGAAAUCACACAAGCGCUUUCAUAAGUGCUUCAUAUUGAGUUCUAGCUUGAACGUGAGUUCAUGCAGAAAAGCAAGAAGGAACUCAUGCUCAGUUUCAAAGGGAGAUGGUGGCCCACUGAAAGCAAAGAUUGUGUUUUUCUGGGAUGAUUUGUAAUUUUGUCCUUUCCCACGACAGUGACUAAGUCUGAAACCUGUUCAGCUUGUUUCACUCCUUCUGUCCUGACUAUUUCUCACAGCCUUCCGUUUCUUACAUUUUUUUAAUCCCCAUUUUUACUCCUUAAACACCAGUUCUGCAUGUAGACAAAAGCAUGUCCGUGUGAAUGCAGUUCUGGGAAAAUAUUCUCCACUAUAUGAAUCAAUAAAUCGCAAUUUUAAAAAGACAAAAAGUAAUUAACUCUAUGUGCAAACGUAUAAUCUUUUCUCACAGGCAUGUGUCAUGCCUUUAUCUGGAAUUCAGACAAUAUACUGUAUUAUCAAUCACUUUUAUAUUUAUAGAAAUACUCAUGUGUAUAACAAUCCAGUCAGAAAUGAUUCAUAAGCAUGUAUUUUACUUAACUUCACAUCUACAUGUCCAGACAAGAGCCUGUUGCCUGUCUGUCCUGCGCCGUCAUACACACACAUAUCCACUGUGACUGAUAUACAAGCCACAGUAUCAAUACAUCCUUGCAUAUCUUUCAUCUGUUUUAAACGAUCGCUUAGUCUUUAAGAUUCGAUUAUCCCAGCAAUGUGAUGAAAAACACCCUGUAAAUUGUUUUCACCACCUUCUCAACAUUAUCAUUAAACUCAUGUACAGACUUGUUGGUUGGGUUUAAAACUGCCAACAUACUUGUUAUUGCCAUUGUAUUUAUUGCAAUGUAGUACUCUGCAAUAGUAAGGCUUUAAGUAUGAAUAUAGACAUACAAUAGUAAUAUUUCUGCGCACGACCCAGCUAAAACAAACAAAUGGCCAAUUGCAGGUCAAAAAAGAAGGACGGCAAAGCUAGGAGCACAAUGUAAUAGAGGUCCUUUAAUCUCUGCUUAUAAUUUCAGUCAUGCACAGAUGAACUGACUAGGUUGCUAUACUGUAUGUAACCCGAUCUAAACAUAAAUUGAAUGUUAUAUUUAAAACAGAAAUUAUUUUGUUUACGCCUGUGCACAAGUGUAAAAUCACUGUUUUGAGGAAGCUAUCGCCACAUAUCUCACAUAUCACCUAGAGACGCAUUGCUUCUUUCACCCAGCAUGCAUUUAUUAAGUUUCCUUUCCAAUAAUAAAAUGUUGAAUUUGCCCAUAAAGUGAUGAUUGAAUUUGUGUAAAAAAAAAAGUGCCCUAUUUCCCUUUUUUUAUGUGAAUUACAUGGAUUAAAUUGUAUGAGUGCACUAUAUAGUGAAAAUAUUGUGAGUUCACAACUGUGGGAGGAGUCUUCUAGUGGAAAUUGUCGAUGGGACAGUUGAUAAGUGAUUGCUAAAAGCAGUAUUGUAAUGCAAAGGCAGUCGUAAACACACAAAGGCAUACAUACAAAGCACAAGUUUUCCUUCCUCCCGCACCACCUUCUGUCCUGUCUUACAGCGCCCCCCAGUGGAUCAGAUCAGUAUUACAGUUUUACUUCACACUCCGGAGUGAACUCUUGGUUAAAGUUCGAUGACUUUACACUUAUUUGUUUGACUGUAUCUAUUCUUACAUAUUCAAAGGCUUCUAUGUCAAUAAUAAAUACCUAAAAACUAUUGAAAAUUGUGCUUUGCUCAGCUCAAAUGGUCUUAUAGAAAUAAUUCUAAUCGUAUUUAUUGUUUCUUUUUUUAAUGACAUGUAUGCAUGACUUUUUUUCUUUCUUUCUUUCUUUC
Molecule: messenger RNA, 5632 nt
Organism: Clarias gariepinus (North African catfish)
Lineage: Eukaryota; Metazoa; Chordata; Actinopteri; Siluriformes; Clariidae
Gene: efs
Product: embryonal Fyn-associated substrate
Exons: 8
Coding region: 474-3314 (946 amino acids)
Biological process (GO): cell surface receptor protein tyrosine kinase signaling pathway; cell migration
Cellular component (GO): cytoplasm; plasma membrane
Molecular function (GO): protein binding
Source: RefSeq, a predicted model, not a curated record